GAACGAGCGCUACGUCGGCCGGCACGCUCCAACGUUGAACACGACAGAAGACUCUCGUUCUUCCUCGAGUAGUAGUCAGUCGAGCUCUGACAAUCGCUUCGAGCAGUCAGAGACUACUACUACUACUACUGUGCGUUGAACUGCCACGAGAAAUAGAAGUUUCAAGAGAAAGAUAGAGACAGACCUAGUGGACAAGAAGACGAUCUUUCAAUUUUUUCUCAAUUUUGUCUGUUAAGAGGCAGAGAGAGAGAGAGAGAGAGAGAGAGAGGGUGAGAGGGAGAGAGAGGAGCAGAGAGAAAUCAGAGAGAGAUCAGAGAGAGAGAGAGAGAGAGAGACAAGAUCAGAUCAAGCAAACUCCUGCAGACUUUUUCUAUUUCUACAUCUUCGAUAUUCGUGAUCACAGUGUUAGAAGAGACUCAUCUCAUCUUUACGUUUUAAAUACACUUGGAUUAAACAGUGCAGUGUGCUUCUCCGAUUCUUCGAAUCGAGCCUAUUUUCCUUCCUUUUCAACACUCCGUUGAAAUUCUGUGAUAAGUCGAGAUGGUGACCGGAGUGGGUGCUACGAUGCCGACCGGCGGCGUCACCGUGGGCGCCACGCCGCCCACGCAACACGUACCUCAGGAAGCCGGACAACCACCCGCGCAAACUGCCACGACUACGACUACUACGAGAAGAUCCGGAGAAAAUCGACGGAGCAAUAAACCGAUUAUGGAGAAAAGACGCCGUGCCCGCAUCAAUAACUGUCUAAACGACCUGAAGACCCUUAUUCUCGAUGCCAUGAAAAAAGACCCAGCAAGACAUUCGAAAUUAGAAAAGGCGGACAUCCUUGAGAUGACGGUGAAACAUCUGGAAACGUUACAACGUCAACAGGUAGCCUUAGCCGCAGCGACGGAUCCAAACGUUUUGAACAAAUUCCGUGCAGGCUUUACGGAGUGUGCCGGCGAAGUUGGCAGGUUUCCCGGAUUGGACGCAUCGGUAAAGAGACGUCUAAUGGCCCACUUGGCGUCAUGCCUAGGGCCAGUGGAAACAAGUAACAAUCCUGGUCAAACGACGACGACGACGAGUACAACGACGACGGCUAAUCAACAGCCGGUUCAACCUGCACCACCGACUACUCAAUUGCAAGUGCAUAUUCUGCCGCAAGUAGAUACAACGCCGAGAAUUCAGGUGCAACAAUCUAAUGGGAUUUUCUUUACCAAUGCGAACGGCACGGGUUUGCAAUUGGUUCCAACGAGACUACCGAACGGUGAUAUCGCGUUGGUUUUACCCGCCGGUGCUAAGGCAACACCAGUGACGUCACCAUCAUCCUCACCAGCACCUAGUUCGCCUUUACCUACUCUCAUACCGAUUCCACAAAGAACGGCCAGCACCGCAUCAGCUUCCUCGUCGUCCUCUUCCUCCGUCGGCUCGACCUCAACCUCGGCAGCAAGCCCAGUCGCUUUCGAAGCACCUCCAGCAGCUUUCCGCGAACAACAACCACCUACCAACGUCUACGUAACCGGCAAUAGUCACCGGGAUGUCGCUACCUCUCCCGCUAAUGGUUAUACCAGCGAUCCAGAGUUCGAUCCUCGUGUCUAUAGUCCGCCUCUUCAAAAACCACUUGCUCUCGUGAUGAGAAAAAGCGUCAUGCCCGAGCUCGAAGACAAACCAUGGAGGCCGUGGUAAAGUGCCGAUCAGUGACGAACUUUUGUGCUAUUUCGUUUGACUUUUCUCGACGAACGGACAUGUUCCUUGCGCUUGCGCACGCUUAUCUUUCUUUUCUUAUUCCCCGUACGUGAGUUCUUGUUGAUCAAUCGUACGUGGACAUUGAGUCGAAUGUCGAUGAAUUUUGCGCGAGUGCGUGUGAUAAACUGUCGAACAAACAAGGCGGUGCCUUAUCUAGUGCCUUACGAGUAAUACACGUACCACGUUAAUGUGUCCUAUCGAAUUCGUUGAUACGAAUCAAUAGGCGCAGAAAAAAAAUGAUUAAUUUUCGUUUCGCGAUGAGUUUAGAGAAUUCUUAAGUCUUUUUUAUUUUGUUUUUUUCUUUUCGUGUACAUACCUUUUAGAAAUAGAAUCGUAUUUUUAAGUGCCUUACACAGCAAGAUCACCGAAGUCUUCCAUUCUGUUUAAUUACGUUUUUUCUCCUAUUUCCCCUUUACUUAUUUUUCUUCUACUUAUUCCUCAUCUUCUUUUUCUCUCUCUAUUUUCUUCUUCUCCUUCUUUUUUUUCCUUUAUUAAAUUAUACAUAACUCUAGCGUUAUUGGCACCUAAUCGAGGAGAUACGGUGCCAAUCGACAACCACGACUCUGUAGAUUUAUUAUGUGAAAACUAAAAAUGAUCGUGAUAAUAUGUAGUACGAUCGAGCCGGAUAAAGAACUGCGAUUGUAUGUGUGCGUGUGUACGAUCCUAUUUAUAUUUGUAUUUAAGUGCAAAGAUGUUGAAUUUAUAAUUAUCUUCUAUUUGUCAAAAUAGAGAAAAAGCUGACGCUUAUUAUUGCAAGAGUAUCAAAUAAAUAUUGAUCUCUUUCGUAAACAUUA
Molecule: messenger RNA, 2519 nt
Organism: Vespula pensylvanica (western yellowjacket)
Lineage: Eukaryota; Metazoa; Arthropoda; Insecta; Hymenoptera; Vespidae
Gene: hry
Product: protein hairy
Exons: 3
Coding region: 541-1665 (374 amino acids)
Biological process (GO): anterior/posterior pattern specification; regulation of transcription by RNA polymerase II; regulation of neurogenesis
Cellular component (GO): nucleus
Molecular function (GO): protein dimerization activity; DNA-binding transcription factor activity, RNA polymerase II-specific; RNA polymerase II cis-regulatory region sequence-specific DNA binding
Source: RefSeq, a predicted model, not a curated record